AUGGAAGACUUUAUGGCCUGUCACGAUCUACAUUUACAUAAUAGUCAAGGGGCACAACCAACCUAUGACAAUACCUAUCAUAAAGGAUGGCCUGAUCUUACACUCUCAACUGCUAAUUUUGCCAACAACUUUAGCUCAUGGGAUGUUCUAGAUGAUGAGAGUAACUCAGAUCAUCGAUACAUCCACUUCACACUAACACUUGAAGCCAGCAUUAAUAUCCUCCAGAGAUUCAAACUACCGGGCGGAAAGAUACGACGACUGAAGAAUGCCUUUCAGGAGCUGCUCAUCAGAGAAGAAGACAUACUAGAAGAGCUUACCAACCCCCAAGAACUGGAUGAUUACACAGACCACAUUCUGUCAUUACUCAGACAAAUAUGUCAGCAGCAGAUCCUCCCUACAAGGACCGCCAAAAAACUCCAAGGCAUAUCCUGGUGGACGGGAAGACUGAGAGAGAUGAAACAGAGGUGCAGAGCUCUGCGCCGCCGCCUCAGAUCUGCUACCAACGAAAUUGUAGCUUCCAACAUCCUUACGGCCUUUCGGCAAGAAAGGGCCGCCUACAAGAAAGCAAUUCUUGAAGCUAAAAUUAACAGCUGGAGAUCUUUCUGCACCAGUAACAGUAAUCCAUAUGGAAUUUUACACAAACUGGCAACGCAGAAGAUCUUCCAACCAGCGCAAGUACCAGUUCAACCAACAGCACCACAUACUAUGGACGUAGCGGCCUCCACCGCCAAGGAACUUUUAAAUGCUAUCUUUCCCACAGAUGAUACACAAGCAGAUACUUCAGAACAGAGGCAAAUUAGAGAAGAUACAAGCUCGCCAUGCACACACCGAACGAUAUACAGUUUUCUGCACAGGAGAUACGUAAUAUCUUCCGGUAUCUGCCACUAA
Molecule: messenger RNA, 888 nt
Organism: Stegodyphus dumicola
Lineage: Eukaryota; Metazoa; Arthropoda; Arachnida; Araneae; Eresidae
Source: RefSeq, a predicted model, not a curated record